Molecule: messenger RNA, 1395 nt
Organism: Knipowitschia caucasica
Lineage: Eukaryota; Metazoa; Chordata; Actinopteri; Gobiiformes; Gobiidae
Source: the annotation of a GenBank genome assembly
AUGUCCUUCCUGCUUCACAUCCCGCUGAUCCUAUACAUGACCUACACGCAAGGUGGCUGCACGUUUCAGUCCAAUCACUGGGGCGAGUGGAAUGACUCCCAACUCCAGCCAACGAUACAGAAGCUGAUGAAAGGAUACAACCGCUACCUCAGGCCCAAUUUCAAUGCGGGGCCUGUGGAGAUUGGAAUGAGCUUGGAUAUCGCCAGUAUCGAUGCCAUCUCUGAAAUCAAUAUGGAUUACACAGCUACAAUAUUUCUGCGGCAGAGAUGGCGCGAUUCUCGGUUGGUGUUCCCAGGGAAUGAGAGCGUGAGCGUGGACGGCCGGUUGGUUUCGUUGCUGUGGAUUCCAGAUACGUUUAUUCCAGAUUCCAAGCGCUCCUUCCUCCACGACGUGACCGUGGAAAACCGCCUCAUACGCAUCUUCAGCAACGGCACGGUUCUCUACGCGUUACGGAUCACAGCUACCAUAGCCUGCAACAUGGAUCUCACCAAGUACCCCAUGGACCGACAAGAGUGCACGCUGCAACUAGAGAGCUUUUCAUCCCAUGUCUCCAUCUUCAUCCACAUGCCACACUGGGGCUACAACUUGCAGGAUGUGGUGUUUUACUGGACACGCGGGAACGAUUCAGUGCGAGGUCUGGACACACUGCGGCUGGCUCAGUACAGCGUGGAGAGCUAUUACACCACAGUAGCAGAGGCUGUGUAUGAGACAGGACAUUACCCAAAGCUAGUGCUACAUUUUGCCCUGCGCAGAAACGUGUUGUUCUUUAUCUUGGAGACGUAUGUUCCCUCCAUUCUGCUGGUGGUGCUGUCCUGGGUGUCCUUUUGGAUCAGCCAGUCCUCUGUCCCUGCUCGGACAUGCAUCGGAGUGACCACAGUGCUGACCAUGACCACUCUGAUGAUGGGCGCCCGCACCUCUCUGCCCAACGCCAACUGCUUCAUCAAAGCCAUCGACGUUUACCUGGGAAUCUGCUUCACCUUCAUCUUCGGAGCUCUGCUGGAGUACGCCUGCGCUCACUUCUACACCAUGCAGCACCAGACAAUAGAGGAAAUAUACAGGGAGCUUCUGCGGGAGUUGAACGAGUCCAAAGGGCACAGCUCCUUUCCCAUCAUGUGCUCCACUCAGCCUAAGCAGCAGGCGGAGGUGGGCUCCACUGUGCAGGACGAGCCCACGGAGCAGUCGCCCACCCAAGACGUGGUCAUGAACGGAGAGGCCAAGGAGACGACCAAGACCCAGGGCUGCGGGCUGGCCUCCAUAAAGGACGCUUCUCGACGGGCAGCUAAAAUGUUUGUAGUAGAAAAUCCUCACAAUAUUGACCGUCAAGCACGCACUGUUUUCCCCACGGCCUUCUUCUUUGUGAAUGUCCUCUACUGGCUCUACUACCUUUGCCUCUAA